Molecule: messenger RNA, 2040 nt
Organism: Mesorhabditis spiculigera
Lineage: Eukaryota; Metazoa; Nematoda; Chromadorea; Rhabditida; Rhabditidae
Source: the annotation of a GenBank genome assembly
AUGUUCGGCCACCGACUCGUCGGCGGCUUCGCCAUCGUCUGGCUGCUCUGCGGCGUGUUCCAGCCCGUCUCGGUGUCCCCGCCGGCUUUCCGCUCUUCGGCGGCUCUCCGAUCUCGCGCAACGCCUGAUCAACAUACUUCCAAGGGUUCCAAUGCACCCAACGAGCGCAUCGUCAGCCAGGCUGAAGACUUCUCGGCGAAUCAUUCGCUGCGUGUCAAGCGAGCUUGUCUCGGCAAGGAACCGUUUGCCUGCGUGGCGAAGAGCAUAAUCGAUGGCCUUCCCGCUGGUGCUGCGAGCAAGAAGAGCAGCAUCUCGGAUACGGGGUGCGCGAAUUGCGACGUGGAGAACUGCCAGCUGAUCGACGGGGGAUCGAUCGACGGACACGUGCUAACCACCACGCUGAACAUGCGCGCUGUGGCCAAAUGUACUCCAAAGGAUGAUACUUGCGGCUAUACCGACUCUGCCAUUUGCCUGAAGCCCGUCUCGUUCGUGACAGAUGGCCAAGAGCAUUCGGAGCUCUUCCCGUUCAACCUGUGCACCCGAAAGAUGGUCGUCGACGGCACCUGCCCCAAACAUCUAUUGAGCACCUCCCCGUACGACGUCACAAAGCUCGUCAUUACACUUGACUACCACGUUCAAUGCGAUCUCGGCCUCAUGGUGCCACCGAUCGCUGCUAACAUCGGAUGCGUGCCCAGUCUACAUCAAGCCGCUGGUCUCGCCCCAGGAGAUCCAUCAAUAUUUCCGGAUGACAUCACGGAUUUCGACAACAUCCAGUUCUGCGCCGCUGAGCUGCCGCUGCCGGACCCGCUCAACUGUAUGCCGCGUCCACUGCAGGGCUUCCCCUUGGCCGUCGGGAUGCCCAAGAGCGUCCUUGAUGCUGCUAAUACCCCGUGUCUCUACCCCGCCCGAGGAGCCAAGAAGGCGGAGGAUUGUGUGCUCUUGGACCUACUUAUCCCACCUACUGACACUCAAAAGGCACCAUUAAUAAUACCUGGUGAUCGGAACGGGUUGGGCCCGUACGCCGCGCUGCAGUCCACCUUCGGGAACUUGGACCGGAAAUGGACCGCUGAGGAGGAGCCACAGCGGAUUUUCCCCCGUUGCAUCGAGAUCAGCGACGUUGCGGGGUUGACGCAGCUACACAUCGAUGAAGUCCAGAAAGACUUCUACCUGAACUGCGAAACCAAUCCUUACUACCAGAAGGCCGUGACGACGCGUAACGCGGCGCAGAUGGCCGCCCUCAAGAUCGAACCCGCCAAGUGUGCCACGGUGCGAAGCAGCGCUAGGCUCUUCUGUCGCUGGCACGUUGCUCACAACGCUACUGCCGACGCCGUCGUCAGAGAGCAGGACUUCGGCGCCCUUCUCGACGAAGCCCUGGUCUACCCCAGUUGGAUCACCUACAAUUCGGUUGUCCUUGGCCUCGUGCUGUGCGUCACCAUCAUCCUUUUCGUCAUUGGCUACAUUCGGGCCUCCAAGAUUAAGGUGCUCUGGUUCAAAACCAACCAGAUUGCUAACCCGAAGCUGGGGCGCCCGAGCAAGCAAGUGUUAGCGGUCGUGGCCAAGUUUGUGAAGGCAGCGCGCAAGGAGGUCUUCGGCCGCGGUGUCGCCAAAUACGUCUGCCAAAAUCAGGAGGGCGCCAAGUUGCUGAAUGGAUCUGAAUACACUAUACCCACUAUCCACGUACCCAAACCUGGCCCGGAACUCGGCAGCAAGGCCCGUACCAUCGCCCGCCUAACCCACUUCUGCGAGGCGUAUAAACACUGUGUGGUGCAAUGCGCGACGGGUGCCGGCUGGUCGAACGUCUUCCUGAUGGUCGUCGUGCUGCUCGACCGGCUGCGUCAGGGGACCGAGGUUGAAGUGAUCGGUCUGUUCAAAGAGCUGCGCAGCAUCCAUCCGGACGCCAUCACCGACCCCGAGCAGUACAUGGCCAUCUACAUGGCGCUGCUCGAGUACAUCAAGGCCUACCUGCCGGAGCACAGUAGCGCCAUCCGCAAGUUCCUCGCCGGCGUCGGACCGGUCAUGAAGAAGGAUGCGAAGGACUCA